Molecule: messenger RNA, 2190 nt
Organism: Myiozetetes cayanensis
Lineage: Eukaryota; Metazoa; Chordata; Aves; Passeriformes; Tyrannidae
Product: sarcoplasmic/endoplasmic reticulum calcium ATPase 1
Exons: 15
Coding region: 1-2160 (719 amino acids)
Biological process (GO): calcium ion transmembrane transport; intracellular calcium ion homeostasis
Cellular component (GO): membrane
Molecular function (GO): P-type calcium transporter activity; ATP binding; ATP hydrolysis activity
Source: RefSeq, a predicted model, not a curated record
AUGGUCGUUUAUGGGGGACCACCCAUGGUCAUUGAUGGGGUCUCUGACCCCAUCUACUACUUCAAGAUCGCCGUGGCCCUGGCCGUGGCCGCCAUCCCUGAAGGCCUCCCCGCGGUGAUCACGACGUGCCUGGCGCUGGGCACGCGCAGGAUGGCCAAGAAGAACGCGAUCGUCAGGAGCCUCCCCUCGGUGGAGACCCUGGGCUGCACCUCGGUCAUCUGCUCCGACAAGACCGGCACCCUCACCACCAACCAGAUGUCUGUCUGCAAGAUGUUCAUCCUGGACAAGGUGGACGGCGACGUUUGCUCCCUCAGCGAGUUCUCCAUCACCGGCUCCACCUACGCCCCCGAGGGAGAAGUGCUGAAGCAGGACCGGCCGGUCAAGGCUGGCCAGUACGAUGGACUGGUGGAACUGGCCACCAUCUGCGCCCUCUGCAACGACUCCUCCCUGGACUACAACGAGGCCAAGGGGGUCUACGAGAAGGUGGGGGAGGCGACGGAGACGGCGCUGACGUGCCUGGUGGAGAAGAUGAACGUCUUCAACACCGACGUCAGGGGGCUCUCCAAGGUGGAGAGGGCCAAUGCCUGCAAUGCUGUGAUCAAGCAGCUGAUGAAGAAGGAGUUCACCCUGGAGUUCUCCCGGGACCGUAAAUCCAUGUCCGUUUUCUGCUCCCCGGCCAAGGCCUCGAGGGCGGCCGUGGGCAACAAGAUGUUCGUCAAGGGAGCCCCCGAGGGGGUGAUCGAUCGCUGUAACUACGUCCGCGUGGGCACCACGCGGGUGCCGCUGACGCCGGCGGUGAAGGAGAAGAUCCAGGCCGUGAUCCGCGAGUGGGGCACGGGGCGGGACACGCUGCGCUGCCUCGCGCUGGCCACGCGGGACACCCCCCCAAAAAGGGAGGAGAUGGCGCUCGAGGACUCCGCCAAGUUCGCCGAGUACGAGACGGACCUGACGUUCGUGGGCUGCGUGGGGAUGCUGGACCCGCCGCGCAAGGAGGUGAUGGGGUCGAUCCGGCUGUGCCGCGACGCCGGCAUCCGCGUCAUCAUGAUCACCGGCGACAACAAGGGCACGGCCAUCGCCAUCUGCCGCCGCAUCGGCAUCUUCGGCGAGGACGAGGACGUGUCGGGCCGCGCCUACACCGGCCGCGAGUUCGACGACCUCCCCCUGGGCGAGCAGCGCGAGGCCUGCCGGAGAGCCUGCUGCUUCGCCCGCGUCGAGCCCACCCACAAGUCCAAGAUCGUCGAGUUCCUGCAGUCCUUCGACGAGAUCACCGCCAUGACCGGGGACGGGGUGAACGACGCGCCGGCGCUGAAGAAGGCGGAGAUCGGCAUCGCCAUGGGCUCGGGCACGGCCGUGGCCAAGACGGCCUCGGAGAUGGUCCUGGCCGACGACAACUUCUCCACCAUCGUGGCGGCCGUGGAGGAGGGCAGGGCCAUCUACAACAACAUGAAGCAGUUCAUCCGCUACCUCAUCUCCUCCAACGUGGGCGAGGUCGUCUGCAUCUUCCUGACGGCGGCGCUGGGGCUGCCCGAGGCGCUGAUCCCGGUCCAGCUGCUCUGGGUGAAUUUGGUGACCGACGGACUCCCGGCCACGGCCCUGGGGUUCAACCCCCCCGACCUGGACAUCAUGGACAAGCCCCCCCGCAGCCCCAAGGAGCCCCUCAUCAGCGGCUGGCUCUUCUUCAGAUACCUGGCUAUCGGAGGGUACGUGGGGGCCGCCACGGUGGGCGCGGCCGCCUGGUGGUUCCUCUUCGCUGAGGACGGGCCCAGCGUCACCUACCACCAACUGACCCACUUCAUGCAGUGCUCGGAGCACAACGUGGAAUUCGAGGGCCUCGACUGCGACAUCUUCGAGUCCCCGGUGCCGAUGACGAUGGCGCUGUCGGUGCUGGUCACCAUCGAGAUGUGCAAUGCCCUGAAUAGCCUGUCAGAGAACCAGUCCCUGGCGCGGAUGCCGCCCUGGGUGAACAUUUGGCUGGUGGGCUCCAUCUGCCUCUCGAUGUCCCUGCACUUCGUCAUCCUCUACAUCGACCCCCUGCCCAUGAUCUUCAAGCUGACCCCGCUGACCCUGACCCACUGGCUGAUGGUGCUCAAGAUCUCCUUCCCCGUCAUCCUCCUGGACGAGACCCUCAAGUUCAUCGCCAGGAACUACCUGGAGGCGUGACCUUGCCCCGCCCCCCCGGGCCUGGCUCCG